AUGCAUUUCCAAUUGAGCGCAGUUCUUUCAAUUGCAUCUGCCGCAGUUGCAGUUGCAAGUCCAACAUGGCAGGAUGCGUCAUGGGAACAUGCACUUGCUAGUAGAGGCCAUCCAAAGCAAACAUCAACAAGACCGAAUGUGCAAUGUCAUCCCAAAACCCCACACACGCCUCCACCUUCUCCACCAGCAAGAACCAAAAUUUGCUAUGUCAAGAGUGUCGGCAAUGGAACUGAUGACUCUCCAGCCAUCUUGAGUGCGCUUCAUGAGUGCAAUAACGGUGGUCAUGUAGUGUUCAGUAAAGGUGUCACAUACUUGGUUGGCACAGCAAUGGAUUGGACUUUCCUUAAGCACAUUGAUCUUGACAUCCAAGGCGAAAUCCUCUUCUCGGACAAUACGACAUACUGGCAAGCCAAUUCCUUCCCAUUCGUCUUCCAAAACGUCACCUCAUUCUUCAAGCUCGGAGGAGAAGAUGUUUUCAUAUACGGAGGUGGUACUCUUAAUGGAAAUGGCCAAGUCUGGUAUGACCUUUACGCCAGUGACAUUUACACACUCAGACCAGUUCUUAUCGGAAUUGAUGGGCUUAAAGACUCAGUCUUGACCGAUUUAGUUCUGCGUUAUUCUCCAGAAUACUACAAUUUCAUUGCAAAUUCUAGCAACGUUGUAUUCAACAAUAUCGACAUCGCUGGUGGAAGCACAAGUAAAAAUCUUGCGAAGAACACCGAUGGAUGGGAUACCUACCGCAGUGAUAGCAUUGUGAUACAGAACUCCGUCAUCAAUAAUGGAGAUGAUUGUGUUUCUUUCAAGCCAAACAGCACCAACAUCUUAGUUCAAAAUCUUAUCUGCACUGGUUCCCACGGAAUCUCUGUUGGAUCCCUCGGUCAAUAUGUUGGAGAAUAUGAUAUUGUCCAAAACGUAUACGUCUACAACACUUCAUUGCACAACGCCACCGACGGCGCACGCAUCAAGGUUUGGCCCAACACCGCCUCAGCUGCCAGUGGCGAUCUUCAAGGAGGCGGAGGAGACGGCAUGGUAAGCAACAUCACCUACGACACAAUGUAUAUCGACAACGUCGAUUACGCCAUCGAAGUCGACCAAUGCUACGGUCAAAAAAAUCUAACCCUCUGUCUCGAAUACCCAUCCCCUCUCACCAUCAAGGACAUCGUCUUCAAGAACUUCACCGGGAAAACUAGCAAGAAAUACCAGCCUGAAAUCGGUACAUUUGCUUGUUCGAGCACAUCGGUCUGUAAUAAUAUUGUAGCGAGUGGCAUUAAUGUGUUGAGUCCAAAUGGUACGGAUGAGGCUUAUUGUCUCAAUGUUGAUGAGACGGCGUUGGAUGUUACGUGUACUACGAAUUACUUGGGGUUUAAUUAG
Sclerotinia borealis F-4128 is the source of this 1371-nucleotide messenger RNA. The record is from the annotation of a GenBank genome assembly. NCBI's taxonomy places the organism in Eukaryota, Fungi, Ascomycota, Leotiomycetes, Helotiales, Sclerotiniaceae.